Penicillium paradoxum is the source of this 3642-nucleotide messenger RNA. Its product is annotated as coatomer subunit alpha. Lineage: Eukaryota; Fungi; Ascomycota; Eurotiomycetes; Eurotiales; Aspergillaceae. Gene Ontology annotation, biological process: retrograde vesicle-mediated transport, Golgi to endoplasmic reticulum; intracellular protein transport; intra-Golgi vesicle-mediated transport. The transcript has 6 exons. The record is from RefSeq and is a predicted model, not a curated record. The coding region runs from base 1 to 3642 and encodes 1213 amino acids. Gene Ontology annotation, cellular component: COPI vesicle coat. Gene Ontology annotation, molecular function: structural molecule activity; protein binding.
AUGCAGUCCUCCCCAAACAUGCUCACCAAGUUUGAGUCGAAAUCCUCCAGAGCCAAAGGAAUCGCAUUCCAUCCCAAACGGCCAUGGAUUCUCGUUUCUCUUCACUCCUCAACCAUCCAACUAUGGGAUUACCGCAUGGGAACUCUCAUUGACCGAUUCGAAGAACAUGAUGGACCGGUUCGCGGCGUUGACUUCCACCCAACCCAGCCCCUGUUUGUGUCGGGAGGUGACGACUACAAGAUCAAGGUCUGGAACUACCAGACUCGGAGGUGUUUGUUCACAUUAAAUGGCCACUUGGAUUAUGUGCGAACAGUCUUCUUCCACCCCGAACUGCCUUGGAUCCUGUCUGCGUCCGAUGACCAGACCAUCAGAAUCUGGAACUGGCAAAAUCGGUCACUCAUCUGUACGAUGACCGGUCACAACCACUAUGUUAUGUGCGCUCAAUUCCACCCCACCGAGGACCUCAUCGCCUCGGCCUCGUUGGAUCAGUCUGUUCGCAUUUGGGACAUCUCUGGCUUGCGGAAGAAGCACUCGGCCCCGACCUCGAUUUCCUUCGAAGAUCAAAUGGCACGAGCCAAUCAAAACCAAGCCGAUAUGUUUGGAAACACCGACGCAGUCGUCAAGUUCGUGCUGGAAGGCCACGACCGUGGUGUUAACUGGGUGUCGUUCCACCCUACAUUACCCUUGCUCGUGUCGGCUGGUGACGAUAGAUUGGUUAAACUUUGGCGGAUGAGCGAUACUAAGGCGUGGGAGGUCGAUACUUGCCGCGGUCAUUUCCAGAAUGCCUCCGCCGCUCUGUUCCACCCACACCAGGACCUCAUCCUGUCCGUUGGUGAAGAUAAGACGAUUCGCGCAUGGGAUCUGAACAAGCGUACAUCGGUUCAGUCCUUUAAGCGUGACCAUGAUAGAUUCUGGGUUAUCGCCGCCCACCCCGAGAUGAACUUGUUUGCCGCAGGCCAUGACACCGGUGUUAUGGUCUUCAAGCUCGAGCGAGAGCGUCCUGCGUCUGCUAUCUACCAGAACCAGCUGUUCUACAUCACAAAGGAGAAGCACGUUAAGUCAUAUGACUUUGCUAAGAAUGUUGAGUCGCAGCCGAUGCUUUCGCUGCGCAAGCUGGGUUCCCCAUGGGUCCCUCCCCGAACCCUCUCUUACAACCCUGCUGAGCGAGCUAUUUUGGUCACCUCGCCGGCUGAUAAUGGAACUUAUGAAUUGAUUCACUUGCCUAGAGAUGCUACCGGAGCGGUUGAGCCCACAGAUGUCAAGCGCGGACAGGCAACCUCGGCAGUCUUCGUCGCCCGCAACCGUUUCGCUGUGUUCAACCCCUCAAGCCAACAGAUCGAUAUCAAGGAUCUGAGCAAUUCCACAACGAAAACAAUCAAGCCCCCAGCCGGAACUACUGACAUCUACUUUGGCGGCACCGGAUGCUUGCUCUUCAUCACUCCUACACAUGUGACUCUGUUCGAUAUCCAACAAAAGAAGCAGCUUGCAGAACUUGCAGUUAGCGGAGUGAAGUAUGUGGUAUGGUCCAACGAUGGACUUUACUGCGCUUUGCUCAGCAAACACAAUGUCACUAUUGUCACUAAGACCCUUGAGCAAGUCAGCACCCUGCACGAGACUAUCCGCAUCAAGAGUGCUACCUGGGAUGAUGCCGGUGUGCUGCUCUACUCCACUCUCAACCACAUCAAGUACUCGCUUCUUAAUGGUGACAAUGGUAUCAUUCGCACUCUGGACCAGACUGUAUACCUUGUCCGUGUCAAGGGACGCAGCGUCUAUGCUCUUGAUCGCAACGCCCAGCCACGAGUUUUGGAGAUUGACCCGACUGAGUACCGUUUCAAGCUCGCCCUUGUGAAGCGUAACUACGACGAAAUGCUUCAGAUUAUUAAGACUUCGAGCUUGGUUGGCCAGAGUAUUAUCUCUUAUCUGCAGAAGAAGGGUUAUCCGGAGAUUGCUUUGCAGUUCGUGCAAGAUCCCCAGACCCGCUUCGACCUUGCCCUUGAAUGUGGCAAUCUCGAAGUUGCUAACGAGAUGGCACGCGAACUCGACCGUCCCAAGUUUUGGACUAGGCUCGGAGCCGAGGCAUUGGCUCAUGGUAACCACCAGACUGUCGAAAUGACCUAUCAAAAGCAGCGUAACUUCGACAAGCUCUCUUUCCUUUAUCUCUCUACUGGUGACCAGGAGAAGCUUUCCCGUAUGGCUAAAAUCGCCGAACACCGUGGCGACUUUACAUCUCGUUUCCAAAACGCUAUCUACCGUGGCGAUGUUGAGGACCGAAUCCAAAUGUUCAAGGAAGUCGAUUUGUACCCUCUUGCCUAUCUCACUGCCAAGUCACACGGUCUGACUGAAGAGGCCGAGUCCAUUCUGGAAGCUGUUGGUUUAACUGAAGAUCAGAUUGCUUUGCCCACACUCGAGCAACCUUUGACAGUUCCCCAUCCUAUUGUGCCUACCUUCAAGUCCAACUGGCCCGUCAAGGCUGCUGGUCACUCUUCCUUUGAGAAGGCCCUUCUUGGCGAGGUUGGUGCUGCCGAUGAGGAGGCAGGUGCUGAUGGAUUCGAUAUCGAGGAGGAGGAGCAAGAAGCUGCUCUCGCCCGGGAAACCCUUGAUGAUGAUGAAGAGGAAGUUUCCGGAUGGGACAUGGGCGAUGAUGUCAAUGCUGAGGAAGAUGUCGACUUCGUCAACGUGGAAAGUGCCGAAGCUGGAGCGGGUGGUUCCGAGGCCGACUUGUGGGCUCGUAACUCCCCACUGGCUGCUGAUCACGUUGCCGCGGGCUCUUUCGACACUGCGAUGCAGCUCCUGAACCGUCAAGUCGGUGCCGUUCACUUCGCUCCCCUCAAGGCUCGUUUCCUCGAAGUGUACAAGGCGUCCAAGACCUAUCUCCCAGCAACUGCUGGUCUGCCACCUUUGGUCAACUACGUCCGCCGGACCAUUGAUGAAACCGACUCCCGGAAGAUGCUUCCCAUCAUUCCUAAGGACCUAGAGACCAUUGCUAGUGUUGACUUGCAGGAGGGCUAUGCCGCCAUGCGUUCCAAUAAAUUGGAGGAUGGCGUUGCAACCUUCAAGCGCAUUCUCCACACUCUCCUCGUGAACACAGUCUCAUCCGAGGCUGACGUGGAGCAGGCAAAGAAGAUCAUUGCCACUGCGCGCGAAUACAUCCUGGCUAUGUCUAUCGAGCUCGAGCGCCGUACUCUUUCCACCGAUACCCCCGAGAACCUCAAGCGUAGUCUUGAGCUAUCUGCCUACUUCACCAUUCCUAAGCUCGAGGUCGCUCACCGACAACUGGCAUUGAUGGCUGCUAUGAAGUUCGCCUUUGCCAACAAGAACUACGGCUCUGCCUUGAGCUUUGCCAACCGGAUGCUGGCUAAUGGGGGCUCAGCCAAGCUUUUGGAACAGGCUAAGAAGAUUAAAGCUCAGUGCGAACGCAAUCCACAAGAUCAGAUCGAUAUUGACUUCGAUCCCUUCGCCGAGUUCGAUAUUUGCGCUGCUUCCUUCACCCCCAUCUACAGCGGCUCCCCCAGCGUAUCAGACCCCUUCACUGGCGCCAAGUAUCACCCCCAGUACAAGGGCAGUGUCGACCGCAUAUCGGAGGUUACGGAGAUUGGUGCGCCGGCCAGCGGCUUGCGCCUGUUCGUCCCCAGUCAAUUUUAA